This is a messenger RNA of Hyaloperonospora brassicae, 1494 nucleotides long. NCBI's taxonomy places the organism in Eukaryota, Oomycota, Peronosporomycetes, Peronosporales, Peronosporaceae. The record is from the annotation of a GenBank genome assembly.
AUGCCGUCGACCGCCAGCAGCGCUCCAGACGGCCGCAAUAGCAGUUGCCGUAGUAGUUGCACUAGUACCAGUUAUCGCAGUAGUCGCAGUGCCCCGAGCCAACUGCAGCAGCAGCAGCAACGGCCCUAUCACUCCAUGGCGAAGCCGCGACACCACCUCAGCCAGUACGCCGACCCGCUCGUCAACGACUUUGGCCUUCUGACCAGCGACAUGGACGUCUGGGCCCGACCGCAGCCGCCCUUUACACCGCACCAACGGCAUCCGCUCGCGGGUCCGCCCGCACCGCUCACGCGCCACGCGUCAAUGCCCGCGCGUCAACUCACGGCGGCCCUCUUCCAGCCCCAGCAGCCCCAGCAGCAGCAGAACUACCCGUCCCAGCAGUCGCAGCCGCCGCCGAUGCUCGCGCGACACCACAGCCACAGCUUUGUGUCGUCGCUGCAGGCGCAUCCGCAGAGCUUUCCACCGCUCGUGAACGGGUCACUGCCGCCGCCGUCGCCGCCGCGUGCCGUGCAGGCGCACGAGAUGCAGUACCUCUUGGAGAUCAGUAUGGACCAACAGCAGCCGCUGCAGUACCUCGUGCCCUCUCCGUCCCCACGACAGGUACCACAACAGACCACGCAGUUCAUGCACCGGUCGAUCAAAGCAGAGCCAUUGCCGGCGUCGCCGUCGCUCAGCGUCGAACCCAUUGCCUUCUCCAGUGCCGACCGCGGCCUCAAGAUGGCCAUUGACGACUUUGACCCGCUCGCCUACGCCGUCUUUAGCAGCGCUUCAGCAUCGGCGCUCAAGUCGGCAGUGCCCUCGGACGGUCCCCACGCGAUCGAGUCGGCCUUCGACUCGCUCGACCGCCUCCUGCCCGACACGGAGCCGGAGCUGUUGUUCCGCGUUUUGCCGACGAGCGCUCGGACGUCCAAGGGCAGCAACAGCAACAGCAGUAGCAGUAGCAGUUCCUCCGCCGCCACGUGUAAAGUGACGGACUGCGACCGCCGCGUGCGGUCCAAAGGCUUCUGCAAGACGCACGGCGGCGGCCGCAAGUGCAGCAUCGACGGCUGCCGCAAGUCGAGUCAGAACGGCGACUUUUGCAUCGGCCACGGCGGCGGCAAGAAGUGCAAAGAAGAGGGCUGUGCCAAGGCCGCGCAGUCGCACGGGCUGUGCAAAGCCCACGGCGGCGGCGCGCGCUGCAAGUACCCGAGUUGCAACAAGAGCUCACAGGGCGGGGGCCUCUGUCGCGCCCACGGCGGCGGCAAGCGCUGUCAAGCCGCUGGGUGUCCGAAAGGCGCGCAACGCGGCAACUUUUGCGCCACGCACGGCGGCUUUCGCAACUGCAAGAUCGAGGGCUGCGUGCGCACGGACCGCGGCGGCGGGUUCUGUGAGGUGCACCGGCGGGGCCGGUUGUGUAAGGUCGAGGGGUGCAAGAAGCUCUCGCGCAACCAGGGCAUGUGCACUAUGCACAUUCGCGAGGACAAGCAGGUGUUUAUUGAGCCACUGUAUGCGUGA